AUGCACCGCGUCUGCCUGUCUCUGCUCCCCUCCGAGCCGCCAUGUUGUCGGAGUGAAAGCCUGGAAAUCUGGAUAGAGAAUCGGGGCUGAAAUCUUCAACCAUCCGCCCUCUCCGCCUGCCGUGGUGGAAUGAGCAGCGUGUGUGUGUUGAAGGGUAAAGCAGUGCUCUGGCAGGCCUCGUUCAGCCCCCACCUCAGAACUUCAACUCCCAGCAUGCCGGUGGUGCUGAGCAGCGGAGGACACGCCCCCCCGGCCGGACAGACCCCGCAUGCCCCGCCACCAAGCCAGCAGGGCGUGGCGGGUACGGGGCGCUCUCAGGAUGAUGCCAUGGUGAACUACUUCUUCCAGCGCCAGCACGGAGAGCAGCCUGGCAAACACCACUGGCCCACCGGGGAGAACAUCCACGACAGCCAGGGCCGGUCGAUGGAUGAGCUGAACCAUGACUUCCAUGCUCUGGCUCUAGAGGGGCGUGCCAUGGGAGAGCAGCUUUUGACAGGUAAGAAGUUUUGGGAGAGUGACGAAGCUGGAAAAGAUGGCCCAAAAGGGAUCUUCCUGGACCAGUGGAGGGGCGGUGCAUGGGGGGCCACAGACCACUUGGUGUCUCAGCCGAUCAUGGUGUCUCAUCGGUCGGGUGGGGGUUUCCAUGGCGGCGGGGAGGUGGGCGGGUCAGUGAUGUCACCGCGGUCAGAGAGCGGGGGCUUAGGAGUCAGUAUGGUAGAAUACGUCCUCUCCUCUUCUCCCGCCGAGAAACUGGACUCCUGCCUCCGUAAGGGACCUUUCGUAAGUAGCCUACCCUCAUUUACACUCCCAUCAUUCAAUUCAUAUUCUGUGAUGGAGCCGUUGGAUUGGCUCAACUCCCAGAUGACCAUGGACUCUCAGCCCACCAUGGGCCUGUUCGACUGCAACCAACAACAGGUGUACCAGAGACCCAGUGCUCUAGCAGCCCAACAGCAGCAGUAUGCCUUGGCAGCAGCACAGCAAUCUCACAUUGGUUUGGCUCAAGCGUUUGUUUCCAACCCUUACAUCAUCAGUACCGGUCCGUCUGGAACCGACCCCUACGCUGCUGGACUGGCAGCUGCUGCAACACUGGGCCCAACGGUGAUGCCUCCUCAGUACUACGGGGUGACUCCCUGGGGAGUGUAUCCAGCCAAUCUGUUCCAGCAACAGGCUGCGGCCGCCAACAACUCAGCCAAUCAACAGGCUCAAGGACAGAACCAACAACAGGUGAUGCGUGGGGGUGGUAACCAGCGACCCCUGACCCCUAGCCAAGGUCAACAGGGUCAGCAGAACGACCAGCUGAUCGCCGCCGCAGCAGUCAACUCAGCUCUCGCCUUCGGACAGGGGCUGGCUGCCGGCGUGCCUGGCUAUCCCAUGCUGGCUCCAGCUGCUUACUAUGACCAGACGGGGGCGCUAGUGGUCAACACCGGAUCUAGGGGCGGACCCGUACGCCUCAUGACCCCCGCAGGCUCAGUUAUUAUCUCUCCCUCCGCUGCACAAGCAGUGGCGGCAGCAGCUGCAGGUGGCGGGACUAACGGUGGUAUGGGAGGCGGGGCCAAUGGUCCGUUCCGAGCCAUGCAAUCACAGCAGCCUCAGCAGCAGGGAGGAGGGGCUAUGUCAGGAAACUCCUUUUAUGGAUCCUCUCUUAGCAACUCAUCCCAGAGCUCCUCCCUCUUCUCUCAAGGCUCCGCACAGCCGGGCCCCGGCUCCGCCUCUCUGGGGUUUGGUCAGAGCAACUCUUCACUCGGAGCUACGUUGGGUGGCUUUGGCACUGCAGUGGCUAACUCCAGCGGUGGCAGCAGUUCUCGUCGUGACUCUCUGACUGGCACUAGUGACUUGUACAAACGCACGCAGUCUAGCCUCACUCCCAUUGGCCACGGGGGGUUCUACAACGGAACCCUGGGCUUUAGCUCCUCCCCCGGGCCAGUCGGAAUGCCUCUGCCCAACCAAGGCCCCUCCCACUCCCUAACUCCACCCCCCUCUUUGUCCAAUCACAGCUCCUCAUCCAACCUCAACCUGGGAGGUCUGACCAAUGGCAGCGGUCGUUUCAUAUCUGCUGCUCCGGGGGCGGAGGCGAAGUAUCGCAGCGCCAGUUCUGGCUCCUCCCUCUUCUCUCCCAGCAGCCAGCUCUUCCCGUCGUCACGGCUACGUUACGGAAUGUCGGAUGUGAUGCCGUCAGGGCGGAGCCGGCUUCUGGAAGACUUCCGGAACAACCGCUACCCCAACCUGCAGCUGAGAGAGAUUGCUGGGCACAUCAUGGAGUUCAGUCAGGACCAACACGGCAGCAGGUUCAUCCAGUUGAAGUUGGAGAGGGCCAGCUCAGCGGAGCGUCAGCUGGUGUUCAGUGAGAUCCUCCAGGCUGCCUACCAACUCAUGGUCGACGUCUUUGGAAACUACGUCAUCCAGAAGUUCUUUGAGUUUGGCAGUGUGGACCAGAAGCUGGCUGUAGCCGAGAGGAUCAGGGGUCAUGUCCUGUCUCUGGCCCUUCAGAUGUAUGGCUGUAGAGUCAUACAGAAGGCGCUGGAGUUCAUCCCCUCAGACCAACAAGUUAUAAGUGAGAUGGUACGGGAGUUGGACGGUCAUGUGUUGAAGUGUGUGAAGGAUCAGAACGGCAACCACGUGGUGCAGAAGUGUAUCGAGUGUGUUCAGCCCCACGCGUUACAUUUCAUCAUCGACGCCUUCAAAGGACAGGUGUUUGCCCUCUCCACCCACCCCUACGGCUGUAGAGUGAUGCAGCGUAUUCUAGAACACUGUCUUCCAGACCAGACCCUGUCCAUUCUGGAGGAGCUGCACCAACACACGGAACAACUGGUGCAGGACCAGUAUGGUAACUAUGUGAUCCAGCAUGUGCUAGAACACGGCAGAGCGGAGGACAAGAGUAAGAUCGUAGCUGAGAUCAGAGGAAACGUACUGGGGCUCAGCCAACACAAGUUUGCCAGUAAUGUAGUGGAGAAGUGUGUGAGCCAUGCGUCGCGUGCAGAGCGGGCCGUGUUGAUAGACGAGGUGUGUAGCCUGACGGAGGGGCCCCACAGUGCCUUGUACACCAUGAUGAAGGACCAGUAUGCCAAUUACGUGGUGCAGAAAAUGAUUGACGUGGCCGAACCCACACAGAGAAAGAUCAUCAUGCACAAGAUCCGGCCCCACGUCUCCACUCUGAGGAAGUAUACAUAUGGAAAACACAUCCUGGCCAAGCUGGAGAAAUACUACAUGAAGAAUGGAGUGGACCUGGGCCCCCUCUGUGUUCCUCCCAACGGCCUCAUGUAAACCUUCUACCCUUUUCCACACCUUAACACUUGAGGACGAGACGGGCCAAUGGGAACGCGGGACGUGCUCAGUACAUCACCUGCUGGGUUGGUGGAGGAACGGUGGUGAUUCACCAUGUCGGACCCUCUGUGUACAGCUGACGUUGUAUUGGAAUGGCAUGUCUUUUAUACCAUAACCCCUAUACCCUACAUGGAAAAUGACAUGUUAACUACUACCCACACACAACCUAUUAUUUCCUACCACCCGAUGGUCUAAACCCUAUACCCCCCCCCCCCCUCUCUUUUCCCCUCCUAAUGAGAUCAUGUAAACUGCUGCCCUACCUACCCCCCCACAAUGACAUGUAGAACCCUCUUUGCCUACUCCAACCCCCCUCCUUUUCCCGUCCCACUCUUAUCGCCAUGGUAACCCAUUGGUAUGAGCCUGUGUCUAAACAGGAAGCCUUGGUUAGUUUUAGCCCGUCUCCCAACCAAGCCCUACCCUGCUGCAGGGAGGAGGGAAGGAGGGGGAAGUGAGAUACGUCCCUACCCUGCUGCAGGGAGGAGGGAAGGAGGGGGAAGUGAGAUACGUCCCUACCCUGCUGCAGGGAGGAGGGAAGGAGGGGGAGGUGAGAUACAUCCCUACCCUGCUGCAGGGAGGAGGGAAGGAGGGGGAGGUGAGAUACGUCCCUACCCUGCUGCAGGGAGGAGGGAAGGAGGGGGAGGUGAGAUACGUCCCUACCCUGCUGCAGGGAGGAGGGAAGGAGGGGAGGUGAG
Messenger RNA from Oncorhynchus nerka (sockeye salmon), 4013 nucleotides. RefSeq names its product pumilio homolog 2-like. Lineage: Eukaryota; Metazoa; Chordata; Actinopteri; Salmoniformes; Salmonidae. Gene Ontology annotation, molecular function: mRNA 3'-UTR binding. The record is from RefSeq and is a predicted model, not a curated record. The transcript has 23 exons. Gene Ontology annotation, biological process: miRNA processing; regulation of mRNA stability. Bases 130 to 3261 code for a protein of 1043 amino acids. Gene Ontology annotation, cellular component: cytosol; cytoplasm.